UUUUAUUAUUAUUUGGGAGAGGAUGUUUUCGGUCGUAAAGGGUAAAGUCCAAAACGGUGCGUGCGUUCUUCCGAUACUGCGACGUGUUCUACAUUCCAGCGGAAAAGGGUUCGAUGAGCCCCGUUUCUCCUAUCACCUAUAAGUUCACGAGGUCGUUGUGGGUACUUCCUAGACGCAACGAUCGAUUCGCUACCAGCACCCUGAUUGAUGGCCUGAUUCACUGGCGUUGUGUUCCGUCCGUGUGUUAACACACCCGGGGUGCCUUGACCGUUUGUUACUUGUUUCAGCUUCGCUCACAUUUUGAUUCCGAAAGUGAUAAGAGAAAGUGUUGUGUUGUGUGAUGGUUUGCAAAAUGAAGCAAAGAUCGGUGCCCCACUAAUCGUGGCCACGCAUUCAAACGUACGAACGGGCUGCGGGAGCGUAAUUGUAGCUGCACGUUUUUUUUCUCCUCCACGCGUUCGUGUGCACGCGGCGUGGUCGGUUUUGGUGCUUCACUCAGUGUGGUCAGUGUCGUUACCAAUCGCCCAGCUGAUAACCGUGUGGCUGCCGUGAAAAUUGUGGUUGUGAGUGACCAGCGAGGAAAGUGAUUUUCCCGAUGCAGUUACAGUUUUACAAUCUAAGCGCCAGGAAUAAGUGAAAUUUAAGGAAGCCACAGUAUUAAUCAGAGGAGGUGGUUGGAGCGUGAACCAGCAUGGCUGUAGCAACGACGGAACAGUCGCGGAAGAAUGUGGAGUUUGUGGUAAAGAACCUGUUUGCCGGAGGUGUGGCCGGUAUGUGUUCGAAAACCACCGUAGCACCGCUGGAUCGUAUCAAGAUUCUGCUGCAAGCACACUCGAUACACUACAAACACCUCGGAGUGUUUAGCGGGUUGCAGCACAUUGUCAAGAAGGAGUCCUUCUUUGCGCUCUACAAAGGCAAUGGUGCCCAGAUGGUACGGAUAUUCCCGUACGCAGCCACCCAGUUUACCGCGUUCGAAAUGUACAAAAAGUAUCUUGCAAAAGCGCUCGGUACGAAUUUGCCCAUCAAGCACGCGGAUAAGUUUAUCGCCGGAGCAGCAGCCGGAGUGACGGCCGUAACGCUUACCUACCCGCUGGAUACGAUACGAGCACGGUUAGCGUUUCAGGUGACCGGCGAACAUCGGUACAAUGGUAUUGUACAUACAGCUUUAAGCAUCUUCCGGACGGAAGGUGGAAUACGCGCCCUGUACCGUGGUUUCGUCCCAACGCUCAUGGGCAUGGUACCGUAUGCUGGCUUUUCGUUCUACUGUUUCGAGAUGCUGAAAUUUGUCUGCAUGAAGUACGCGCCGGGUGUGACGUGUAAAAAGUGUGAUCGUAACACGGGCGGGCUAGUGCUUUGUGUUCCCGCGAAGCUACUCUGCGGAGGAUUCGCCGGUGCGGUCGCACAAUCCUUCUCCUAUCCACUCGAUGUGACCCGGCGGCGGAUGCAGCUGGCGAUGAUGAAUCCGGAGACGGCCAAAUUCGGCAUGGGCAUGUGGAAGACGUUAUCCAUCAUCUACAACGAGAAUGGCAUCAUCAAGGGCCUGUACCGGGGGAUGUCGAUCAAUUAUCUGCGAGCCAUCCCCAUGGUAGCGGUGUCCUUUUCGACUUACGAAGUGCUGAAGCAGGCUCUGAAGCUGGACACGGGCAUGAAAAUAUAAUCGGGUUAAGUGCAUCAUCGUCACCUCGAAUGGUGAGCGGCUGAUGGAUAAUGCGGCGCCUGCACAUAAGUCCACGGAGUGGACAAGGUCACAUUUCAGCAAUACCAACCGCCCCCCCGGAGGGGACGAUUUUUCAUCAUCACAUUAAAUGGUUUAGUUUAGUAUUUUUGACAUUCAUGUACACACUUUCGUCCCUUUUCUCUUUCUCUCUCUCUGUUUUGUAAGUUGCCCUUGUUUUCCUUUGUUUUUAGCUAAAUAAGUCAUUCAUAUAACGACAGUUCAAAGCCACAGUUUAAAGCGGGAAGGUAGCUAAUGCAGAUAAACCAAUAGGAUCUUAUUUAUUUUUUAAACUUCUUAAACUUUUCCAGUAUACUAUUUGUUCAGAUUCAUCAGCAUCAGGAGGGGAUACACAUGUAAUCGUGGUAGUACCGAUUUGAUAUGGCAGCUAGAAAAGCGUUCGUACGCUGGAACUAGAUUCCAUUUUGGUUUAAACCAUGCCAGCUGAUAUGCUUGUCGAACUCUUAUAAUUUUCGAUCGGUUAGAUUUUUUUGUAUGUACUUAAAAUUGAGAAAGAAUGAAAAACAAAUACACAAUCCUUAAUUCGCGCUUAAUGAGCGAUGGUAAGGUCGAGUCCUUUUUCUUUUCAUUGGCCUUUAUUCUGCGAAACGAAUAAAUUGUCUUAUGAGCAGUAUCCAGGGGAAACGAAAUAAAUCGAACUCUUUCUUGCCGGAAGGAUCGUAGGAUCGUACGAAUUGGCUGGUUAGCUUAAAGAUGAGAAUACUGUUAGCGUCAUUAUGACCAUUAGAAGAAGACUGUAUGACUGUUUUGUGUUUUAAACCUUAAUGGAAUUGAUGUUAUUUUCUCGUUCGCCUCUGUGUUUCCUUUCCUCUUUGGGCAUGCCAGACAUUCAGUAACCACGACAAUGUGUUAAGUGCGUCAGUAGCGUAAAUAAAGAGAUGAUAUACUAUUUUGUUAAAAGCUUUGGCAGCGUUUCACUUGAAUCGAAGUGUUCGGCAGAUUUGUCGCAAUGAAGAAGAAUGAAGAAACACUCAGUGCCGGU
Molecule: messenger RNA, 2717 nt
Organism: Anopheles darlingi
Lineage: Eukaryota; Metazoa; Arthropoda; Insecta; Diptera; Culicidae
Product: graves disease carrier protein homolog
Exons: 6
Coding region: 692-1657 (321 amino acids)
Biological process (GO): transmembrane transport
Cellular component (GO): mitochondrial inner membrane
Source: RefSeq, a predicted model, not a curated record